CGACAACCUUUUUUCCCUCUUGCUCUCCACUGCCGACAGUUUUUUUCCUGUGCCGUUGUUGCUGGUGUUGUCACAUUUCGCUUCAUCAACAAUGGACACUACUUCUAACGGUCUCACUGUAAAUGCACUGACGGAGUACUCUUCAAACGUCCACGAAAAAGGAAGUGGGAGGAAUAGUCCAGUUUCAUUCGUUCCUUUGGGUUUUAAACAUGAAGAUGGGAACCCAGAUUACUUACGUUUGAUUCUUACAUCGAGAGUUUACGAUGUUGUCAAAGAGACUCCCGUUACGCCUGCUACGAAUACCAGUGCUGCGCUGGGGUGUAGGGUUAUUCUCAAACGGGAGGAUUUGCAGCCAGUAUUCAGCUUUAAGCUUCGCGGAGCUUAUAAUAAGAUGGCUCAUCUACCAGCCGAGGAGAGAUGGAAGGGUGUUAUUGCUUGCUCUGCUGGAAACCAUGCACAAGGCGUCGCCUACGCUGCUAAACACCUCGGUAUUCCUGCCACCAUAGUUAUGCCUACCGCGACACCAGACAUUAAGCACCAGAAUAGCCUGGAAGUGAAGUACGGACUCACCAAUGUUGCGCCGUUCGACGACCCGUACGUGAUUGCUGGGCAGGGGACUAUCGGUAUGGAGUUGUUGCGUCAGUGCAAUCUCGAGAACCUCAAGGCGGUUUUCUGCUGUGUUGGUGGUGGCGGGCUUAUUGCUGGUGUGGGUGUCUAUAUCAAGAGGUUGGCGCCACAUGUUAAGGUAAUCGGUGUUGAGACUCUUGAUGCGAACGCUAUGGUCGCCUCGCUAAGGGCUGGUGAGAGGAUUACCUUGAAAGAGGUGGGGUUGUUUGCAGAUGGAGCUGCGGUGAAGGUUGUGGGGAGGGAGACCUUUAGGAUUUGUAAGGAGUGUGUUGAUGAGAUCAUCGAGAUCUCCACUGAUGAGAUUUGCGCUGCUAUUAAGGAUGUGUUUGUUGAUACCCGCUCGAUCGUAGAACCGGCUGGCGCUCUUGCAUUGGCUGGAUUAAAGAAAUAUGUCACUGUCAACCGCCCGACUGAUGAGAAUGAUACAUUCUGUGCUAUUUUGUCUGGGGCUAAUAUGGACUUUGAUCGCCUCCGCUUUGUGGCCGAGAGAGCAAGACUUGGAGAAGGCAAGGAGGUUUUGCUAUCCAUUGUGAUCCCUGAGAAGCCGAAAUCCUUUCUCGAGAUGAUGCAUUGCGUCCUUCCUCGCUCAGUUACCGAGUUCUCCUACCGUUUUGGAGAUUCCAAAUCGGCGUCCAUUUUCAUGUCUAUUAUUGUUCAGGACCGUGCCUCUGAGAUUCCCAGCGUAUUGGGCCUUCUUAGAGAGAAGGGCUGUUAUGCUGAGGAUAUCAGCGAUAACGAGAUAGCGAAGUCGCAUGUUCGGUAUCUUAUUGGUGGGAGAUUGCCUGAUGGGUGUGAUUCCGAGGAGAGGAUAUAUAGGUUUGAGUUCCCUGAGCGCCCCGGCGCCCUCGAGAAGUUUCUAAGGUCUUUACAUCCCGACUUUAAUAUCUCCCUCUUCCAUUACAGGAACCAAGGUGGAGAUAUUGGAAGGGUUCUUGCAGGAAUCCAAGUCCCAUCUGGCAAACGCGAGGACUUGGAAACCUUCCUCUUUAACCUCAAAUACCCUUUCGUCGACGAGACUGAGAAUUCGGUAUACAAAAAGUUCAUGAGACCCAUUGCUGAAAAGUUGGAUGGCGUUAGUUUAUAGAUAGAUGUUUUUGGGUUGUCAUUUCUGUUUUCCAUAUUUACGGUAGAAGAUUUUAUAGGGAUGGACUGGGUAAAUCCCAGAAAGAUAUCUAUCCUUCGUG
This is a messenger RNA of Tuber melanosporum (Perigord truffle), 1811 nucleotides long. RefSeq lists its product as uncharacterized. Bases 92 to 1711 code for a protein of 539 amino acids. Gene Ontology annotation, biological process: L-threonine catabolic process. Gene Ontology annotation, molecular function: pyridoxal phosphate binding; threonine deaminase activity. The transcript has 7 exons. NCBI's taxonomy places the organism in Eukaryota, Fungi, Ascomycota, Pezizomycetes, Pezizales, Tuberaceae. The record is from RefSeq and is a predicted model, not a curated record.